Funneliformis caledonium is the source of this 171-nucleotide messenger RNA. Lineage: Eukaryota; Fungi; Glomeromycota; Glomeromycetes; Glomerales; Glomeraceae. The record is from the annotation of a GenBank genome assembly.
AUGAUAAAUUUAGAUUAUGAAGAUGCACUUAGAACUGCUAAAAAUGAAAGUAGAGCUGAAGGUAUAGCUGAAGGUUAUAAUCUUCAAGAUAUUUCAGAUAUUACAGGGUUAUCAGAUUUAAAAGUUGAGGAAUUAAGUAACAAUAAUAAUUAUUUGACUUUGAGAAAAUAG